CAACUUUCUUGCACCACCAACUUCCUUCUCUGUGCCUGCAGCCUAGACGGGCGGCGGCUUCUUCGCUAGUCCCGUCGUAGACUUGGGGAGAGACGGAGAUGGGGGCCAGGCGAGGAGGCGGCGGCGGCGGCCGGCUGUGAAGAAGGCGAACCAGCCACCGAGCGGACCGCGGCAGCCGGCGGGGACAGGAGGAGGGCUGGACCAUGAGCUCGGUCUGGAAGAGGCUCCAGCGCGUCGGGAAGCGAGCGGCCAAGUUCCAGCUCGUGGCCUGUUACCAGGAGCUCGUCGUGGAAUGCACCAAGAAAUGGCAGCCAGACAAACUGGUGGUGGUCUGGACCCGAAGAAACCGGCGCAUCUGUUCCAAGGCACACAGCUGGCAACCAGGGAUCAAGAACCCGUAUCGGGGCACAGUGGUAUGGAUGGUACCUGAAAAUGUGGACAUCAUGGUGACACUCUAUCGGGACCCACAUGUAGAGGAAUAUGAAGACAAGGACUGGACCUUUGUGAUUGAAAACGAGUCGAAGGGGCAGCGCAAGGUGCUGGCUUCGGUGGACAUAAACCUCAAACGCUUCGCCAGCUCAAUUCCUACCCAGGUCGACUUAAAUCUGAAGCUGAAGCCACGAUCGGUGAAGGUGGUGGCAGCUACACUGCAGCUCACGCUCUCUUGUGUAUUCCUGUAUGAGGGGAAAGCCACGGACGAGGACAUGCAAAGUCUAGCCAGCCUGAUGAGUGUAAAACCCUCUGAUAUUGGCAACUUGGAUGACUUACCUGACAGUGAGGAAGAAUCAGAGGAAGCCCCAAAGCAGAGCCAGCAGGCAGAUGGUGCAGGCCAUGGGAUGCCUUCUAAAGGAUUCCUCCAAAAUGUGUUGACGGACUAUUUCUCAGACACUUCGCGGGAUUUGAACACCCUGCCAGAGGAAGAGGAGGAUGCCUCAGCCCAGGGCACAAGCCAAGUAGCCGCAGCAAAUUCCGCCUCUUCCAGGGCUCUCAGGAAGGAAGCCGUCACCGAAAUCCCUAGGAAAGCAGCAGAUCCCCUCCCUGGCAGCACCUCCCAGCCGGACCCCCCUCGCCCUGUGACAGAGUCGGCCCCCACCAUCUCCACGGCAGCACCUCGAGCAGUUGACUCCCCCUGCAGCCCGACGACGCUCGUGAGUUCCAGCCAGUCCUUGCUGGAAUGGUGUCAGGAGGUGACGGCCGGCUACAGGGGCAUCCGCGUCACCAACUUCACCACAUCUUGGCGCAACGGCCUGGCUUUCUGCGCCAUCCUACAUCACUUCCACCCCAAGAAGAUCCAGUAUGAUGCCCUGGACCCGCUGGAUAUCAGACAGAACAACAAACUGGCCUUUGAUGGUUUUGCCUCCCUGGGGAUCUCCCGGGUGAUGGACCCUGCCGACAUGGUUUUCCUGACAGUGCCGGAUCGGCUGAUUGUCAUGACAUACCUGUGCCAAAUCAGGGCUUUUUUCACCGGGCAAGAACUGAACGUGGUGCAGCUCGCUGACCACAGCAACCAGACCACCUACAAGGUGGGUAAAUUUGACACAGACUCCUCUGGCUUUGUUGAUCCUGCCAUAUUUUAUUCUCAGUCUCUUCAAGCUGCCGCUUCUCAGCCAGAGGCUGCUGGGAGCCCAGAUGUCCAGGACUCUGGCACUGUGACGGGGGACAAUAAAAAAACAGAGGUGGAGGCCCCUCCCCCAAAACAUGCUGCGGAUGCAGAAAGCACAGAUGUUGCAGAGGGCUUUGGGAAUGGAGCCAUAAUGGAGGACUUGAAUGUGGAAGCUGGUGAUGCAGAACCUCUGAUGAUUGCACAGCUGGAGCAGGCAUCUGAACUUGUGAAUGCUGCAAAGGAUGAUGGGAAGGCAGUUGUAAAUGGCACCACUGGCAAAACAGUUGAAGAACUGCAGUUGGAGCCCCUGGGGUCUGUGGAGUGUGAAGCAGAGAUCGCAAAGGCUGAUGGGCAGACUGAAAGUACCCCAAGGGCGCAGCCUUUCCCCAAAGACUCUGUGGUAGAGGCCUCAAGGCCUAAGGAAGAAGCAUUUACAAAUGGCGGUGUGGCUGAUUCAACCACAGAACAUGAGCCAGAUUCUCUGGUUCAAGUGGAUUCUGGGGCUGAAUCCUCAAAGCUUGAUUGGGACAUAGUGCCUAAUGGUGCCACGGCCAAUCUGAGUACUGAACAAGAUGAAGAGUUAUCUGCCCCUAGGGAUUCUGGGACUGAAGCCUCAGUGCAUGAUGGGAAGGUGUUAGCUGGCAGCGCCACGCCCGUCCAAGACACAGGACCAGUGGCUCGAGGGGACAAUGGGGUGGAAGCUGAAAAGUCUGAUGGGAAACUGUCGGCCAGCAACGGCGAGAAGCUGGUGCCCCCUCCACGGCUGAAGCGGAUCGCCUCUCGGAGUGGUGCUGAGCGCCCUUUGCAGCGCACCCUCUCCACGGGGAGCCAGCAGAGUCCUGUAGCCCCACCGCGACCCCAUGCGGGCAAGUCCACCUUCGCUCACGUGCGGGAUGCAGACCUGGUGAAGAAGCGGCGUUCGCGGCUCAAGAGCGAGUCCUCCCUGUCAAUGGACGAAACAGAUACAGGCGUCCUGUCAGAAGACUCCACCAAAAGGCUGGCUGUGGACGAUGGCUCUGAUGAGUGUUCAAGACUCAGACAAAGCACAUCAAAGGUGCAGCAACCUCCAGUUCCUUCCAGCACUACCUCCCAGAACCUGAUCCAGGACUCUGGCCUCAAGAACAGCACCAAUGAAGAGGAAGUUCCGAAAUUCCAGGACACCAGCCAGUAUGUGGUAGCUGAACUUCGGGCGUUGGAGACAGAACAGAGGCAAAUCGAUGGGCGGGCAGCCAUCGUGGAGAAGGAGCUACGAGGACUCAUGGAAUCAGGGGCCGACAAGCUGAAAGAAGAGGAGCUGAUCCAGGAAUGGUUCACGCUGGUAAAUAAGAAGAAUGCCCUGAUCCGGCGGCAAGACCAACUGCAGCUUCUGAUGGAAGAGCAAGACCUGGAGCGGCGGUUCGAGCUCCUCAGCCGUGAGCUGAGAGCCAUGAUGGCUAUUGAAGUUUGGCUCAAAACAGAAGCCCAGAAGCAGCGCGAGCAACUCCUCCUGGAAGAGCUGGUGUCCCUGGUGAACCAGAGGGACGAGCUGGUGAGAGACCUGGACAUCAAAGAGAGGAUAGCUCUGGAAGAGGAUGCCAGACUAGAAAGGGGAUUGCAACAGAGAAGACGCAAGCUCAGCCGCAAGGAGAAAUGCCGCGUCAGCUGAGGCGGCAAGCGAGUUGCUACUCUUCCCUCCUUCCCGUACACGUCAGCAGGGGGAGUCAGCAAAUGACAGCACUUCUUGUUCCCUAAAGACAGCACCUCCCCCAGUUGUCCCCCCCCCCCAGCCUUCACAGGGGCACCUCCUGCCCUGACACAGUAUUGCGUCCUGCCAGUGCCAAUCAUUACCCACAGUCCCUUGGGGCCUUAAGCUGCUUGUCGCUUGACAUAAGUUAUGCCAAAGAGGGGCUUGGGGUGGGGUGCAGUCCUGAGCUGCUUUCUUUCACUGACCCCAUUUCCAAGACCCUAGAGGAUAUUUUGGAUGACAUUUUUUUUAGGGCAGUGCCCGGGAAUCUACUAUCUGGAGAGAGCAGAAAAAACAUUUUAAUCUCUCUCUCUCUCUCUCUCCAAACUUCAAAUCUAUUUAUUUGUGUGUGUGUGUGUGCGCUUGUCUGUGAGUGAGCUCCUCCUCUAGUUUUAACGUCUCCCCCCCAAAAAAAACCCCAAGGAUGCUGUUGUUUUUUGAAAACAAAGCUUUUACAGGGCUCUGUAUUUUAUUUUUUAAUUAUCAAUGUUGUUAUUCUCCUCGAUGGUACAAAAGUCACAAAGUGCCUUGGACACUCUGACAGCCGGAUUUGGGUCAUGGCGAACUUUUAAAUCCCAGUUUCACACCACCCUUUUCUUCUCUCCUGCCCCCCCCCCCCACAGGUUGGUCUCUUCCAGGUUAUUUGCACUAAAUUUGUACCAGGGUUUGAAAUAAACAGAUCAAAAAGACAUGAGGCUUGAGAAACUAAUUUGUGGCGAAGCAUUUAUUUCCAAAUUCUCUUUUUUUUGUAUUUUUUGCAUUUGUGUGUGUCUGUACCUGGAAGUCAUGGCGACCUCU
Molecule: messenger RNA, 4124 nt
Organism: Gekko japonicus
Lineage: Eukaryota; Metazoa; Chordata; Lepidosauria; Squamata; Gekkonidae
Gene: EHBP1L1
Product: EH domain binding protein 1 like 1
Exons: 20
Coding region: 204-3248 (1014 amino acids)
Molecular function (GO): protein binding
Source: RefSeq, a predicted model, not a curated record